Messenger RNA from Mercenaria mercenaria, 1952 nucleotides. RefSeq names its product glutathione S-transferase theta-1-like. Bases 118 to 810 code for a protein of 230 amino acids. Lineage: Eukaryota; Metazoa; Mollusca; Bivalvia; Venerida; Veneridae. The transcript has 4 exons. The record is from RefSeq and is a predicted model, not a curated record. Gene Ontology annotation, cellular component: cytoplasm. Gene Ontology annotation, biological process: glutathione metabolic process. Gene Ontology annotation, molecular function: glutathione transferase activity.
UUUUGAAGCGCCACUCGAAGCAAAAGUACAUAAAAGUUUGUGGACGUUUUGCUAUACAUUACAUACUGUGCUUCAGAAAUAGCAUCAGGAUUAAUUAAUUCAUUCAUUGCUGUAACAAUGGUUCUCGAGUUUUACUACGACUUAUUGUCACAGCCAUGCAGGGCUGUAUACUUCUUACUCAAAUGUUCAGGGGUUCAGUUCAAUGGACAGAAAGUGGAUCUUCUAAAAGGUGAACAUCUUACUCCGGAGUUUUUGAAGAAAAAUCCUUUCCAUAAGGUUCCUGUCAUUUUCGAUGAUGGUUUUGGUCUAUCCGAAAGCAUAGCUAUCAUGAGAUACAUAGCUAUAAAGUACAAAUUGGCUGACCAUUGGUUCCCAAGAGCGGACUUAAGGACACAGGCACGUGUGGAAGAGUUCCUGAAUUGGCAAGGAUCAGCCGUCCGAGCACAUUGUAUCACUGUAUUCCUUGGAAUGUUCAAAGAUAAAGUAGGUUUUGGUGGUACUAAGCAACCAAUGGACGAAGCCAAAGUUAAAGCUGCGAAAGAAGAAAUAUCUAGAGCUGUUACUCAUAUUGCAGAUUACUUCCUUCAAGAUAAACAGUUUGUAGGAGGGGAUAAAGUAUCUGCGGCUGAUAUUCUUGUAGUGUGUGAGUUGUACCAACUGCACCCUGUUGAUCAGCUUGAUAAUCUGGUUAAAUGUAACCCUAAAGUGAAGGCAUGGAUGGAACGGGUAGAAAAAGCAUUAGGGCCGGAGUGGAAGACCGUAAAUGCUGCAAUUGAUUCUUUCAGAGAAAAGUAUAUGAGCGCGAAAUAAAUGACAGUACAAAAUGCCGGCUGGGAUUAAGAGUUUAGAGAAGAUACACAUACCUACUGCCAAUUUAAUAUCACGAAAUCAAAAUUUUGAAAUAACAGAACAUCGGUUAUCAAAUAUAAAAUGAGCCGCGCCAUGAGAAAACCAACAUAGUGGGUUUGCGACCAGCAUGAAUCCAGACCAGCCUGCGCAUCCGCGCAGUCUGGUCAGGAUCCAUGCUGUUCGCUAACAGUUUCUCCAAUUCCAAUAGGCUUUAAAAGCGAACAGCAUGGAUCCUGGCCAGACUGUGCGGAUGCGCAGGCUGGUCUGGAUCCAUGCUGGUCGCAAACCCACUAUGUUGGUUUUCUAAUGGCACGGCUCAAAUAAUUUCUUAUGAUCUGGUUGAUAUUCUAUCAGUAUCAUAAACACACACACACUUAGAAUUCUUAUUAUAUUUUGCAGUACAAUUUUACCGCAUGGCUAACAAAAUGGAGAGCAUUUCUACAUAUCAUGUAGACUACAGGAGUGUUUUUGUUUGUUGCAAUUGUUUUGAAACAUAUGUAUUUUUACAUUUUAUUUAUAAUUGCAAGUAUGGACAAUUUAAAGACAUACUUACUUUGGAAAUAACUGAUAUAAAUCUUGAAGAGUAUUCCUUUAAUAAACCCACUCGCUGAGCUCAGUAGGGAAAGCGCCGAUCUACGGAUCGCGGGGUCGUGAGUUCGAUCUUUAGGCGGUCCGUAUGUUCUCCGUGGCGAUUUGAUAAAAUAAAAGACAUUGUGUCUGAAAUCAUUUGUCGUCCACCUCUGACUCACGUGGGGAAGUUGGCAGUUACUUGCGGAGAACAGGUUUGUACUGGUACAGAAUCCAGGAACACUAAUUAGGUUAACUGCCCGUCGUGACAUAACUGAUAAUACUGUUGAAAGCGGAGUUAAAUCCAAAACAACAAAAAUACUUUUAUAACGGGAUAAUUAGAUAUGAUGUUACUACUGUUUUUCUUACGUAAUUGUUUAUUUAAUCUAUUUGUAUAUAUUUUAAAGAUCCUCUUAUAAUAUCUUUAGCUUGUUACAUAAAAAAUAUACUUUUCAUUAUUUGUAGAUGAAUAUAGGCCUACAUUUAUACCGACGUUUGCCAUCUACCCACAUGAAGUAAUAAAAACAUGUUAAAUA